This is a messenger RNA of Balearica regulorum gibbericeps (East African grey crowned-crane), 1265 nucleotides long. The record is from RefSeq and is a predicted model, not a curated record. Lineage: Eukaryota; Metazoa; Chordata; Aves; Gruiformes; Gruidae.
AGAGGCUGGCAUUCCAGUGAAGGAAAGGGUGAAAGUAUCUCAGAACUGGAGGCACGGACGCUGCCAGAGGGAGACGGUCCUGAAAUGGAAAUGCAAUUUGAUGCCCUGGAUGGAGCUGGAUCGCGAGUAUCUCUACCUGUCUCAAGCAGAGAACAUCCAGGCCUACCGUCUCUGUCCAGAUGGUACAGGUUUGCAGCGUCACCCUCAAGCUAUCUUCUCCGGCCACCGGGAGGAUGUAUGUCGCUUUGUUCUCGUCAACUCCCACAUCGUCAGUGGAGGGGGAGAUGGAAAUAUUGUCCUUCACAAGAUCCACAGCUCCUACAGCUUCAAGUUCUCUGCGCAUGAACAGGAGGUGAACUGUGUGGACUUCCAAGGUGGCCUUAUUGUCAGCGGCUCCCGGGACAGAACAGCAAAGGUUUGGUCCCUGUCCGCGGGCAGAGUUGGGCAGUGUCUACAUACAGUGCAGACAGAGGAUCGAGUGUGGUCCAUUGCUAUCAGCCCAUUAUUAAGUUCAUUUGUGACGGGAACAGCCUGCUGUGGACACACCUCACCUCUGAGAAUCUGGGACCUUGAGAGUGGUCAGCUGUUGACCUGUUUAGGGACCGACUUCCACCGCGGAGCUGGAGUCCUUGAUGUCUUCUACGAAACGCCCUCCCUUCUCCUUUCGUGUGGGUACGACACCUACAUCCGCUACUGGGACAUCCGGACCAGCACCAGGAAGUGUGUCCAGGAGUGGGAAGAGCCCCACGACAGCGCCCUGUACUGCAUAAGGAGUGAUAAGAACCACAUGAUUGCCAGUGGCUCUUCUUACUAUGGCGUGGUGCGCCUCUGGGAUAAGCGGCAGACUCGGUGCCUGCAGAGCUUCCACCUGUCUUCACCAACCAGCAGCCCAGUGUACUGCCUCCGUUUCAGUACCACCCAUCUGUACGCCGCCCUGGCAUCAGCCCUGCACGUCCUAGACUUCACAGCCCCGUGAAGGGCACUACAGCUGCUUCUGGUCACCCCAACUCAGCAGAGUUGACACUUGGCUCAGGGAAUCGCAGGGCAGGAGAGGUGAGAAUCACCCCAAGGCUUCUGAAGGGAUUUUUUUUUUGCCUACCAGAAAGCCACAACAAAGAGUGCACAAAGGGCCAGACUUUCUCAAUCUCACCUGCCUAUUAGUGGAAAUAAAGGCCGAUUUGUCCUUUAUCCCUUUUUAUUUUGUGCAAGUCAGGGUUUGUUUCAUAAACUGUGUUCUUUUUUCUUUUUUUUUUUUUUCUAUUUUU